Molecule: messenger RNA, 807 nt
Organism: Perkinsus marinus ATCC 50983
Lineage: Eukaryota; Perkinsozoa; Perkinsida; Perkinsidae
Exons: 7
Coding region: 1-807 (268 amino acids)
Source: RefSeq, a predicted model, not a curated record
AUGCUCUCUAAGGCUGCAUAUGUCCGGCCCGUUGCGGCUUAUUCCGCUUUUGGCAGAACGGCGGCUUGCCAGGUGCGUCAUUCGUCCUCCUUUACCAACGGCAUGGGCUUUGGUAUCACCAUACCGCAGCUCUCCGGUCCUGGCGGCGUUUUCGUUACUAAGUAUAAGAUCACCCGACCCUACAAUGAAAACACGACUUGGGACGACCUGCUGCUGUACAUGCCCGAGAGAGACCAGCUGGCCAAGUUCACGAAGGAUGUCCCUCUCUUCAUAAGGUAUCUCAAAUUGGUCACGGACCAGGAAGGCCGUAAGGAAGCCUUCCGGGAGUUCUACCAGAGAUGCAAGGACGGCCUCACGGUAGAGAACGACAUUUUUCUCACCACUGAUGAGCUGUUGGCUCUCAUGUGGAAGAAUGGGUACACCGAGAAAGAACGGAACGCGAUACAAGCGACCUUCCCCUCGGACUACCGCUUCCACUACCCUGAGCUCUCUGUCCUCUUCGAUGUCCCUGAGGAGGAUACUUACAAGUUUUGCCUUCGUAGUCGCAUGGAGAAAAGCCAUAUUGGCGAACUUGACUACGACAAGGUUGGAAUUAAUUCCAUACCACACCUUAUUCAAUUCAUUCAGGUUAAGCGGAAGGGCUUCCUCAGAGAUCACUGGUUGAUCUUCGCUGGAGGAUGGUACAUCUUCAAGAACUUCCCAUUCUACAACUACCUCUUCUACAUGAAGACCUACGGGUUCUCUCUGUGGUUCGUCAGCUGUUGGUACCUCUUCUCGAGAAUGGCCAACCGUGUUUGGAGACGGUAG